GAUUGAGUGUCAAACAACUCAUUGACAUCAAGGCUGUAAUGUGAUUGGUUAUUAAGGCCUACGUGAUACAAGUUAGCGGUUACGCUUUCUCCAAUAGUAAGUAAUAGACCCUCUCAUCUCCCUAUAGUAAGACUCGAGUUUGAUUCAGUCGAAUCAAACAAAACAGGUGUGAAUACACCCUUAGUUUUUAUAGCAUCUUUUACAAUCCAGCACCCCAGAAUGCACCGGAACCGGGCCUUUUCGGAGCCCGAGUAUUCUGCGGAGUAUUCGGCGGACUGUUCGGUCACCCUGCCCUCGGACCCCGGGCAGGCGGUGGGACGCACCCACGAGGUGACUGUGCGCAGCUCCGGCUGCUGCCUGUGUCUGCCGCGGUUCAUGCGUCUGACCUUCGCGCCGGACUCUCUGGAGAACCUCUACCAGACCUACUUCCGCCGGCAGAGGCACGAGACCCUGCUGGUGCUGGUUGUGUUCGCAGCCCUCUUCGACUGCUACGUCAUUGUGAUGUGCACUGUGCUUUACACGAGCGAUAAGCUGGCGUCUGUGGCCGUGGCGUCGGUGGGGCUGGCGGCGGACGUCCUGCUGUACCUGCUGUGCCGGUUCGGUCUGCUCCCGGACCGUGUGACGCGCCGCCUGGUGCCCUACGUCUUGUGGGUGCUCAUAGCGGCCCAGAACUUCUGUUACCUAGGACUGAACUUCGCCCGCUUCCAUCAGCCCAGCGACACGGUGGGCUGGCAGGCGUUUUUUAGCUUUUCCUUCUUUCUGACAUUGCCGCUGCGGCUGACCCCUAUUGUGCUGAUCACAGCCGUGUCCUGCGGCGUGCACACGCUCGUCCUGGGCGUCACGAUUGCCCAGCAGCAGCAGGAGGACAUUCAGGGGGCGGCUCUUGGCAGACAGUUGCUGGCCAACAUUGUGAUCUACUUCUGUGCCAUCACCGUGGGCGUCAUGUCGUAUUACAUGGCCGACCGCAAACACCGCAAGGCCUUUCUGGAGGCCCGGCAGUCGCUGGAGGUGAAGCUCAACAUGGAGGAGCAAAGUCAGCAGCAGGUGAGAGAGACAACCAGACCAAACCAACAUGAGCGUGUGGAAUUUAAUGCUGGCCAAUCAGUUCCUUCACUAGAGAUGCAAGGUCUCGAGACACGUUUUUUAACUUGAGCGUAGCAUUUUUAGAACUCGGUGU
Messenger RNA from Sinocyclocheilus rhinocerous, 1177 nucleotides. RefSeq names its product adenylate cyclase type 3-like. The transcript is spliced from 2 exons. Bases 220 to 1152 code for a protein of 310 amino acids. Gene Ontology annotation, biological process: cAMP biosynthetic process; adenylate cyclase-activating G protein-coupled receptor signaling pathway. The record is from RefSeq and is a predicted model, not a curated record. Gene Ontology annotation, cellular component: plasma membrane. Lineage: Eukaryota; Metazoa; Chordata; Actinopteri; Cypriniformes; Cyprinidae. Gene Ontology annotation, molecular function: adenylate cyclase activity.